AUGUUAACUGGAGAGUGUUCACCCAAUGUCAGAAACUGGGAGAGGAGAUGCGACGCCGACAGGUCUGGCGAGUCCUGCCACAGGAGCAGCACGGUGAAGAAGGAGUUCAACAACAGGAUGGACGCCUUCAUAGAGUUCACGGAUAGCUCUCGUAAUAGGAUCUCUCUGAUGGAAUCCCAAAACAAGACAAAGAAGAGAGAGCUAGAAGACGAGUACCUGUUUUUAAAAAAAAUAGGAGAUGUGUGCAAACUCAGUUCCGAUUAUUACUUGGAGACAAAUGUGAAUUUUCACGAGGCCUGCGAGAAUUUCAGCAUUCUGUUCAGAGCCUUUGAGGAGUCGUUUGUUAACGUAAAUAACAAGGGAGAUGAAGCAGACGUGGUUGCAGAGAAACUCAGCAAGGUAGAAGACAAGGUGAAUCUUCAGAUGAGAGAGAUUGAAGAGGCGUACGAAACAUCGAAGAAGGAGCUAGUCCUCCUCCAAACAGAUGUCCAUUAUAUGAGGAACGAAUCUGCUAACAUUGUGAACAAAAUAAAAGAAGUCGACUAUCAGAUUAACCAACACAAGGAGGCGUUUGAGUCGUUUCACAUUUUGACCCACCUUAACACGGAGCGCAUUUCGGUGCUACAGAAUGAUUGCAUGAAGAUGGAGGAGCAGCGGGAGGAGGUGUUGAGGGGUAUAGAGGGAGCCGCCGCUGCCGCGGUCGCCGCGCGGGAUGGUCUUAUUAUGGACAGGGGACACCUGGAGGAGGAGAGGGAAGCCUUGCUCAGGAAGGAACGCGAACUGAGCCACAAGAAGGAUAAGCUGUCCAUACGGAGGAGCGAAGCCAAGUCGGACAAUGAUCGCCUCAAGUCUCAGAUGCAGUUCAUGCAAAACCAGCUGUCAUCACAGGAGUACUUCCUGAGUGUCAUUAAGUGUGGUCUGGACGGAAGCAUCCGGACGAGGAAAGAACUGAGUUCCGUUUUAGGAGGAAUCAACAAGGAGAUAGAGGACGUGGAAAAUCUGAAGCAAGCUGCAACAAUGGAAGAGGUGGAGGAGAGGAAGAAGUGUCAGGAGAUGGAAGACAAAGUUAAGCAUCAAGACAAGGAGCUGGAGGGACGCGAAAUGAAGUUAGAGGUACUUUCCCAGGAGGAGAAGACGAUGCGAGGGAAGGUCGAACGGGAACGAAGCAACGCCAGCCAGAAUUUGCUGAACCAAUUGGUUAAGGAGAAGAAGUUGAUAGAUGGUGAGAUUGGCAGCUACCAGGAGGAGGCACGCAAGUUGGUUCUACGCGAGGGGGGAAAGCUGCAGGGGUUGUUAGGUGGCCACGUAAAUGAUCUUCUAGGUGGUGUCCUAGGUAGCCCCCUAGAUGGAAUACUCUCUAGUGUGCCGCUCCUAGCCGGCAAGGUGAACACGGGCGAGCCAGAAAUAUCCACUCAGGGCGAGAACCCCCUUGACGCACACUCCCCCGCGAGCGAAGCAUUCCUAAGGGGGCUGCAGGAAGCCAUAGACCGUGUCAAGGAAAAAAUCAACGAAGAGCAAAACGAGGUUUGGAGAAAGGAAAGAGAAGUGAAAAGAAUAAAUGGACUCACUAGUGACCUGCGCCGAAAAGUGCAGGUUCAAGAAGAUAAAGGGACCAAAUUGGACACCUUGCUGAAGGAGAAGAAGGAGCAGUUCAGGCAGCUUAAGGAAAAGGAAAGUGAAGUGGAGAAGGAACUCUCUCUUAUGCACGAUAGGACCAAAAAAGAGAAACUCAAUUAUGAGGAAAAACAGGAGGAAGCGACGAGAAUGGAAGAGACACUUAUACAGAAUAAAGAAAUUGAGAAAGAGCAACUGUGUCUACUGGAGAAGGACUACCAUGAUAGGAAGGACAAGCUGAUGGCCUCCUCUGGGGAUGGACUCAUGAUGGUAAGUUCUGUGGAUAAGAAAAAACUGAAGGACGAUGUGGAUGCAUAUUUAGCAAACACAAAAGUGGAGUUCGAUUUGAAAAAGAGAGAGUUCGAAAAAGCUGAGAGGGAGAAGUACGAACAGAUGGGGAGUCAGUUGGAUGGGGAGCUUAAGAGGAAGGACGACUUGAUUGCUUACUAUGAGGAAUUGAUUAGCAGGAAGGAGAAGAUGACUGUGGCCCCAGGAAGGAGUGACGCGGCUUCGCACGAGCGGGUGAUCGGCAUGGGCAACACGAAGCGGGCGGACAGUCGGCCCCACCGAUCCGCCCUCUCCACGGAGAGAAGAAAGUCCGCCCAGCCGGGCGGCACCGGGAGCGCCAUGGCCAGCCCGGGGAGCGGCGCCGCCAGCACCGUCCACAGGGGUAGCAACGGUGUCAACAGAACUAGCAACGGUGUUAGCAGGAGUAGCAGCGGUGUUCACAGGAGUAGCAACGGUGUUGACAGAAGUAUGAGCAGUGUUGACACCAGUGGCAUCGGCGCCACCGGUGCGAACGCCCGCAAGCCGCCGAACGCUCAGGACACGUACAAGUUCGGCUACUUCGACGUGACUUCGCCCGGGGAGAUGCGGAAGAGCAUGAACAUCCCGAGUCGGUCCGUGAAAUCACCGCACAUCGCGAGGCUGUUGGAGAAGAUAAAACUGAGGAAGGAGUGCCAGACGCUCGUGGGCACUAAAAAGGUGCCCUUGAACCAGGUGAACAGCAGCGACGGCAGACGGAGCAGGACUAUUGCGGGGAGUUCUGCCAACAGGGUCAGCACGGGGAAAAGCGGGAAGGGCGCAGGUCGCACCAAGCCCUUCCUCAACACGAAGGCGCCCAAGAGCAACGACUCCUUCGACCUGUUCCACCAUUUGUAA
Molecule: messenger RNA, 2775 nt
Organism: Plasmodium inui San Antonio 1
Lineage: Eukaryota; Apicomplexa; Aconoidasida; Haemosporida; Plasmodiidae
Exons: 3
Coding region: 1-2775 (924 amino acids)
Source: RefSeq, a predicted model, not a curated record